CGUAAUAGUGAUACGCUUUCAACGUGCGUUUAAGCGCUUCGGAGAAAAGGGCACCGGGAACGGCUCUGCGCCUGUGCGUUAUUAAUACCCACCACAGGCCGUCGUUAAUCUUUCAUUUCAGGGCUUAGAGCAGAGCUGGGAUCUGGUUUGCCACUUUUUUGAGGGAGAAGCGAUAUGGCGGCUGUUUCUACGAUUUCAGGCUCUGCAGGUUUCUUUAUCGGAAGACAAGGCAAUGUGACACUGGCGCAUUUCACUGUAACCAUGCCGCAUGCUUAGCAAGCUGUCAUGGCAAUCCGAUUAUUUGUAAUGAAAUAUUCUUGAUUGUGGACCGGGUUGGAGAGAAAGAAAGUGAUCUUAUUCUUACUGGUAUCAAAUAAUGAAUUCUGGUGGUUUCCCCUUUCCUUUUUCUAAAAUAUUCAUAACCAGUCAUUGAUAUGUAAUGUUCAGGUGGAACAAAAGAAAAGGAAAAUAAUGCUAUCACCUCCCGUUCCCAUUGGAAUAAAUUUGCUGAUCAGACUUCUUGCAUCUUGAGUUACUGUACAUGUUAUAAGACCCAACCUACAUAAUGUUCAUGCAAACCUACAUGUCCACUGAUUUUCAUUAAAUACAUAUACAUGUAGCCCUUUUAAACAUUACCAAUAUAUUCAAAAAAUGAUUUACAGCAGGGAUGAAUACAUUUCCUGUAUCAUCAGAAAUUUAACAAUCAAUCUACAGACAGAAGAUCAAUUUACAUUUUUGCUUACAAAUGCCCAGUUUUGUUGUGCCCAGCCAUAAACUUCCUUUUAAGUCAGACUUUGAUAAUAAAGCGGUCAAUGUAUCAUUUCUUUCAAGGAAUACUGACCUAAAUACCUACGCAUGCUAAUUUUGAAUAUUUUUUCUGCUUUUACAUCUAUUUUGCUGUGCUAAGUUUUUACACAACUACCUAAGCAAAUUUUGAAGCAUUUCUUUUUUUUUUUGUGUAUUUUCUAUGCAGAACUCUAUUCGACACAACUUGUCCCUUCACAGCCGAUUUGUCCGGGUGCAGAACGAAGGUACAGGAAAGAGCUCCUGGUGGAUGAUCAACCCCGAUGCCAAACCAGGCAAGUCAUCGAGGAGAAGAGCGUCCAGCAUGGACACCACAAACUCCAAGUUUGAGAGGAAGCGAGGGAGAGUCAAGAAGAAGGUCCUGGAGGAACGCGCAAAGUGGGGAAACACAAGUCCCACGCCAAAGUUAGAAGGAGAGGAAGGUGCCAGCCCGUUACCGUUCAACUUGGGAACGACAGAUUUCAGGUCGCGAGCCAGCUCAAACGCGAGUAGUUGUGGCCGUCUAUCCCCGAUUAUGACCACGCACCCAGAAAUUGACAUGCAUGACAAUGAAGUCCCACCUAUGUCACCGAUUCCCUUCCAAGAUCAGUCAUACGAUAGUCCAGACCCCUACCAGUCAACAGAUCAGCUAGCAAAACUAGCCAAAGCAAUGACCCUUGAUUCAAGUCUUAGUGUAGAACCCGCGAUCCGCCACUCACACAACAGCGGCGGGUAUUUGUUCUCUCCACAAAGCUACAGUGGUUCCGAUAUGUCUCCUGUACAUAGUAACAGCCCCUAUUACUCGCAACAGGGCACCCCAGCUGUAAGUCCUCUAGGUCAGUGUUCCCCGAUGCAGGAGCUGCCACCCAGUCAGUAUGGCAUGCGACAGAGCUUCACAAAUUUGAUGCAUGAAAAUAGCGAUGCCAUCAUCCCUCAGGACCCCAUGUUCUCGCAGUCCGCCAUCUUGCGCCAGCAGCAGUCGCCGCGGCCCAUGCCGAGCUGUCGCGAGGAGAGCAUGAUCCAGCACACGUCGCCUCACAGGCUGAUGCCUUCCGGGAACCAAGGCAGCAACCUGGCCAUGCUGCUGAACAACGGCCACAACACUCACACCAACAGCCACCACCAUCCGCUCCCGUACCCCAACGGCGGAACCCCUCAACACCUUCCUCACAUGCCUGGCCACAUUCAUCACCACCAUCCCGGGAUGGGACAUGUGGAUAGAUUCCCCAGUGACCUGGAGAGCGUGCAAGUGGACCCUCUCAAGGGUUGGGAUCUUGAUGUGGAAACCAUCCUGCGGAAUGAGCAGGACUUGACAGAAGGACCUGAAGCCAGCUUUGAUAACAUAGGAACGAUGGGAACUACAGCAACGACCAUGGCUGCUCCAAGCUGGGUUCAUUAAAUGGUAAGACCAACUUUUUCUUUAAUAUCUUUCAUUGUAUAUCUUUUACUUAAUCACAUACCCUUCAAGUUUGUCUUGAAGAAUGUCUUCCACUUCUUGUUGAAUGUUUUCCACUUAUAAAUCAUUAAGAUUCAAUCUAAUCUUUGAUCAAAUUACUGGACUGAAAAAAUACAUUGUCCUUUCAAUCAUGACUGAAUGUUUCAGGUACCGCUUCCUGGUGUAGGAGUAGAAAUACUUGUACUGGACAAGAGCUAAUCAUGCUUCUUAAAAUGUCAUCAUAACCACCGUUGCUUUUCCGCGAGCAACACCUUGUCAUCAAGUUCUCUUGAUUUUAUAUACUGUAAGCGAUGCAGAACCUUUCAAGGUGAAAUAUUCCCCUCAGGAGCUACCACUUCUAGUGAGUGAGGGAUCCUUGUUGAUUCUAAUAUCCAAUAAAGGAGCUAGUUUCCAACACCUUUGGACAUAAAGGGAUUUUCCCCAAAUGCUCAUUUGUAAGAAAUAUGCAAGCAUAGUGAUAGGUCUGCAAAGGAUUCAAUGGAAAAGAAGACUCUUGGCUUGAAAGUACCUCAAUGGAUGUGAUCAUUGAUGUGUUAAAGCUGCGUUGGUAUUUCUUUCUUCCAACCAAGUAGAAUGCAAACUGUAUUCAUAACUUUGCUUCUCCUAGAUAGUCUUCAAACGCCUAUUAUGUGAUGGUGUGCACAUCAUACAGACCGCCUUUGGAAGAAGGGUAUGGUAUACGUUUGGAUAGUUUAUCUAAUACAAUUCAAAAUUGUGAAUUUAAAAUACAAAUUACAUUCAAUUUUUCAAAUUUAAAUCAAAUUCAGAUCUAAAUAUCUACUCCUUGUCAAUUAUACUUCUUUACCAAAUGGUGAAUUUCAGAUACAAAUUCAAAUUCAAAUUCGGUCAAAUUCGGAUCUAACCUCAUACCAAUUCCAAAUGAAAAAAAGACAAAAUUCAAAUAAAAAUCCUUUUUCAUAUUCAAAAUGCACAUUCUACAUGUAAUUCAAAAUCAUCAAUAUAAAAAAAAAAUGAUAAAGCGACCUGGCAAAGGCAAAAUUGAGUUCGUCUGUCCUAUACUACUCGAGAAAAUUACUCAAAUUUAAUGCAUUAGAAAAUGUAAUGAAGAGAUCUAUAGGCCUAAGCUGAAGAUAUUGGAUGACGACUCGAGAUAUUAGGACAAUCUGAAGGCAAUUUACUGAAUACUCGUAUGGGAGGGUAAUAGUUUAUUCUUUUCUAGAUCUUAACUGACAAUAUACAUCUAUCAAUAGGUGGGCGUAUUCUGUGGGUGAAUUAGCAUUGGAAAGUUCUUUUUAUUUUUUAUAAGAACUGUGAAUUAAACUUGAAAAGCCUUGAAAUAGAAUAAUAAUGCAUGCAAUGGGACAUGCUGUAUUCUGUGGGCGAUCUCUAGCAUUGGAUUUAAAAAUAAAAAUAAAAACCUUGAAUUGAAGUUGAAUCUACUUAUAUAUUUAAAGAUUAAAAAAAACCAACAGGAUAAUGUUUCUUGAGAAGGGAUCUGCUAGAUUCUGGCACUCAAGAUAUAAUCAAAUUGAAGCGAAAUAAUGAUAUUGUAACAGACAUUUUUUGCGUACCUUGAAUUGUAGUUUUAUUCUGAGCCCUCUGGAUCCCCUUUAAAGCUCUCGGAGAGCAUAGCCAGGUCAGUGAAUUUGGAGUGCACUUGCACGGCGGCGAGAAGUGAGCCACCACUUGAUUUUCCAUUCAUGUAUUCUCACCAACUCCUCAACCCAAUUU
Messenger RNA from Lytechinus pictus (painted urchin), 3931 nucleotides. Its product is annotated as forkhead box protein O1-like. The transcript has a single exon. NCBI's taxonomy places the organism in Eukaryota, Metazoa, Echinodermata, Echinoidea, Temnopleuroida, Toxopneustidae. Gene Ontology annotation, molecular function: DNA-binding transcription factor activity, RNA polymerase II-specific; RNA polymerase II cis-regulatory region sequence-specific DNA binding. Gene Ontology annotation, cellular component: nucleus. Gene Ontology annotation, biological process: regulation of transcription by RNA polymerase II. The coding region runs from base 968 to 2182 and encodes 404 amino acids. The record is from RefSeq and is a predicted model, not a curated record.